Molecule: messenger RNA, 213 nt
Organism: Oncorhynchus masou masou (cherry salmon)
Lineage: Eukaryota; Metazoa; Chordata; Actinopteri; Salmoniformes; Salmonidae
Gene: gngt2a
Product: guanine nucleotide binding protein (G protein), gamma transducing activity polypeptide 2a
Exons: 2
Coding region: 1-213 (70 amino acids)
Biological process (GO): G protein-coupled receptor signaling pathway
Cellular component (GO): heterotrimeric G-protein complex
Molecular function (GO): G-protein beta-subunit binding
Source: RefSeq, a predicted model, not a curated record
AUGGCUCGGGAUAUGUCAGACAUUGACAUCCUUAAGAUGGAGCUGGAACAGCUGAAGAAAGAGGUCUCAACGCCCAGGGAACCUGUGUCCAAGACAUCCAAGGACAUCAUGGAGUGGUGUGAGGCUGCGUCUAGUACCGACCUCCUGAUAACAGGAGUACCAGAUGAUAAGAACCCCUACAAGCCUGAGAAGGGAGGCUGCAUAAUCACCUAG